Messenger RNA from Plasmodium relictum, 1035 nucleotides. RefSeq names its product ribonuclease H2 subunit B, putative. Lineage: Eukaryota; Apicomplexa; Aconoidasida; Haemosporida; Plasmodiidae. The transcript has a single exon. The record is from RefSeq and is a predicted model, not a curated record. The coding region runs from base 1 to 1035 and encodes 344 amino acids.
AUGGAAGAUAAAAAUGCAUUUUUAUUUCAUAUAUUUAAUUCAGAAAUAAAUGAAAAUGAAAAAAAAGAAAAAGUUGAAAUUAGAAGUUAUUCCUUUAUAAAAUUACCCAGUGCAUCAGAACCAUCGAAAAUUGUGCUUUAUCACUUUAAUGAAGAAGCUAAUGAAUUAUAUUUACUUGAUAGAAACUAUUAUAACCCUAAAAUUGAAACAAUACGGCAUGAAAAAGAAAAAAUAAAUAAAAAUUAUAUAUCUAUAUUUAUUAAUAAUUAUGCAAUAGAAAAUAAUUGUAGUUAUUAUUGCUAUCCAAUAGAUGCACUAUUUAUAUUUAUAUCUAUAAUAUAUGAAAAUUGUACAAACAAUAAGUUUACUACAUUAGAAAACUACUUAAAUAAUAUCUUAAAAGACAAUGAAAAAAUAAGAAAAGAAGUCAUAAAAAAUAUGUUAUAUAUUUUAAAAAAAAAUGUAAACAAAAUAAAAGAUAGGUUAAAAAUAGUGUGUGAUGAAUUAUAUGAAAAUGAAAUAUAUUAUUAUAAGCCCAACAUAGAAAAAGUGAAAAAUUUUUAUAAUUUUAAAUGCAUAAUUCUAUUUAAUUACAUAAUAGAAAAUAAGAUUAUUUUUCCGGAUUAUGCUCAAUAUGUGGAAAAGGAAAUAUUAGAAAAAUAUAAAACAGACAAAAGUUCACACCCAUUAACUUUAAUAAAAGAAGAAAAAAAACAAAUAGAUAAAUAUAAUGAAUAUAAAAAAAAUGUAGAUAACUAUUUAGUAGAAUUCAAUAAAAAACACUAUAGAUUUAAUGGUAAUAAUUUAAGAGCAUUUAUUUGGUUAAUUAUUAAAGGUUUUAUGUGCUUAUCACUAGAAGAAAAAAUUGUACCUGAUGAUAUAUGUAAAAAAUUAAAAGAAAUUAAAGAUGAAGAAGAAGAAGAAAAAAGGAAAACACAAAAUGUGACAUUUACAAAAAAUAAAAAGCAUCCUUUGCAAGCUCCUAGGAAUCAACCAAUGAUAGAUUCCUUUUUUAAAAAAAAAAGAAUAAAAUAA